AUGGCGAGAAAUUUAGUAAAGUCUAUGAACAUGGAUAUUUGUGCAGACUGCGGCCAAUCCGAUCCUGGCUGGGUCUCUGUGAACAGAGGAGUGUUGAUAUGUGAUGGUUGCUGUAGUGUUCAUCUGAGUUUAGGCAGGCAUGUUUCACAGAUCAAAUCUUUAAAAAAGGGCUCUUGGUGUCCAUCACAGUUAUCUAUGGUGCAUCAGUUAAUAAACAGUGGAGCAAACAAUAUAUGGGAGUACACACUGGUUGAUCCCACACAAAACAGGACUGCAAGGAAGAAACCAACUGCCAAAGAUCCUAUCCAUCCAACAAAGGCAGACUACAUAAGGGCCAAAUAUCAAUUCCUAACAUUUGUCAACAAGCCAAAAGAAUCUGAAGGCAUAAGCAUAGAUGACAUAAGCAAACAAUUACAUUCAAGUGUAAGAACAAAUAACUUGGAGACCUCACUAAGACUGCUGGCCUCUGGAGCUGAUCCUAAUUUCAUUCAUCCAGAAAAAGGGACGAGCGUGCUUCAUGUGGCUGCCUACUCGAACCAACUGUCACAGGCCGAACUGCUCCUCAUCUAUGGUGCCGACCCAGCCGUUCUUGACAACCAUGGCAAGACACCUCUGGAUUUAGCUAGAUCCAAUGGAUUUCAAGAUCUGGCAGACAGAUUAGUUGAAUGUCAGUAUGAAUUAACCGAUGGUCUGGCAUUUUAUCUGUGCAAGAGAAAACCUGACCAUAAAAUGGGGCAGCAUUUCAUAAAUCUGGAAGUAUCAGAUGGUUUAGAAUCCUCUGAAUUAGCCAAAGGAGCAAAGAAAAAGCUACAAGCUCUGUCCAAUCAUUUGUUUGAAGAACUGGCAAUGGAUGUUUAUGAUGAAGUUGACAGGAGAGAAAAUGUAGAGAUUUGGUUACAGUCUCAGCCACCCUCACCCAACACGGGGGUCAGUGAGAAACAAGUUGUCCCAUUCCUACCCGCCAAUCCGGAAUUUUCCGCCACUAGGAAUCAAGGUCGACAAAAACUUGCCAAGUUCAACAAGCGGGAGUUUGCCACUUUGAUUGUCGACAUUUUGAACGAUGCCAAACGUAGAUACGUUGGUGUCCUUUCUCCUGUUGACGGGAAAAAUGACAAGCAGCUGCUGAACAUGACGUCUACAUCCAACAACACCAGCAACGACAUACAGAACAGCAACAAACAACAGCAGCAACCGUCAUCAACAAAGCAGGGUGGUGGGGGUGGUGAUCCCAUCUACGACCAGGUCUACACAGAAGGGGAUUAUGCCAUCAUUGGGGAGGGUUUAUGUGCACAGAUCGAAAAUAUGUCCAUGUCUAACUCUGCUUUUGAUAAGGCCAACCAGUCAUCCUCAUCAUCGAAGUCCAAUUCAUCAUCAGACGAGGCGGCCAUCUUGAAACGAUCGCUGAUCGAGUCACAACAACAAUGUCAACAACUUGUUCACGAGCUUGAAAACUCUAGAGCCAGAUAUCGACAGUUGGAGGAGGAGGUCGUUGUCUUGAGAACUACUAUUGAAAAACUUCGCCACGAGAAUCAAGUCUACCGUUCUUUCGCCAACUCCGUCGAAUCUCCGACAACAACUUCAUCAGCGAUGGCCAUCGGCGGAUCAAACGUUCACCAACAACAACAGCAACAUCAGCAACAACUACAUCAAUUACAACAACAUCCCAGGUGGACCUGCAUGGAAAGAUCUGAAGUACAAAGGCAGCUUAAUUUUAAGGGAGUUAAUGUAGGCAUAGACUUUCCAAGCCCUCCCCAAGACCUUCUCAUGACCUCCAAAUCUGCUGACUUUGAGGUCAAGGAUAAUAAACCUUCUCAUAACCAGUGGCACAGUGAGGAAACUACAAACAUGAACAGCACGAUGGACUCAACCAUGAACGACUCCUUCUCCCUGCCUAACUCCGGGGGGUCCACCAUGGUUAGUGAGGGCUUGAUGGGUGUUGGGGCUGGCGGCAGGGGCAUGCCCAGCCAGGAGGAGGUGGUCAGGAAGACGGAACGCAUCACGAAAGCACUUCAGGAACUCUUUCAAAUGGCCCAGGACAAUUCGUACAAUGCAUAUUCAGGAUGUUCAGAUCGAAUCCAGGGCGCUGUGACUGAUAUGAUGCAACUCUUUCCAUCUGCCAAGAUGAUGACGUCAGUGAGUCAGUUGGAAGCUCUGAGGAUGCUGGAGGAGGGAUCGGAGAGGAUCAGGGAGUUGUGCUGCAGGGUGCCUCAAGACUCCCCCGCUGACGCCAAGCUGCACACCCAGAAGAUCAUACAAACUGCCUACGACAUUGCUAAGGCAGCUAAGAAAUUAGUCACUGCUUAUGAAUGAUGAUGAUGAUAGAGAUGAAUGAUGAUGGUGAAGAUGAUAGAGAUGAUGACUACGACGAUGAUGAUGUAUUGAUGUUGGUGCUUUCUUUAAUGAUUAUAAAGUUAUUGAUAUCAUCUGUAAAAAUGAGAGUUUCAUUUUAGCACUGAGUUGCUUUCUCUCUCUCUCUCUCUCUCUCUCUCUCUCUCUCUCUCUCUCUUUAUCUCU
Helobdella robusta is the source of this 2514-nucleotide messenger RNA. RefSeq lists its product as hypothetical. The record is from RefSeq and is a predicted model, not a curated record. The coding region runs from base 1 to 2310 and encodes 769 amino acids. The transcript is spliced from 20 exons. Gene Ontology annotation, biological process: brain development; regulation of ARF protein signal transduction. Lineage: Eukaryota; Metazoa; Annelida; Clitellata; Rhynchobdellida; Glossiphoniidae. Gene Ontology annotation, molecular function: protein binding; GTPase activator activity.